AUGGGCAAAGAUUACUGGGAUGUCACUCAGUGGGGUUUCCUCAAAGCUUUCCUUCCAAAUUUGAUGAAAUCUAGAUCCAAAGCGGGCCAAGCUCGGGGUAUACGUAAAAUGGACCAUGAUAUCUCUGCUAAAGUUAAUCCCGGGUUUCUCAUUUUUAUUCCAUCCUAUGUCUAAGACCUUGUCCCUAUACUCAUUAUGUCUCGUGCUAAGAAGUAAUUUUUUAUCCUUCUGCCCUGUCAAUGUUUCAAAAAAUCUCUUAAAGUGUUUAUCUAUAAAAUUUGGGGGGUACUUAUUCAAAAGAAGGGUUAUUCUAACUUUUUCUAUUUCUCUUUCUAAAUCUUCUCUAUGGGAACAUAUUCUAACCGCUCGUAAAAGUGCUGAGGGGGGGAUAUUCUUCAUUACGUGGGGAGGGUGUGCUGAGUUAAAACGUAAAAUAUAGGGUU
Molecule: messenger RNA, 443 nt
Organism: Adineta ricciae
Lineage: Eukaryota; Metazoa; Rotifera; Eurotatoria; Adinetida; Adinetidae
Source: the annotation of a GenBank genome assembly